This is a messenger RNA of Strongylus vulgaris, 594 nucleotides long. The record is from the annotation of a GenBank genome assembly. NCBI's taxonomy places the organism in Eukaryota, Metazoa, Nematoda, Chromadorea, Rhabditida, Strongylidae.
AUGUAUCGAAUCGUUGGGUGUAUCGUCUUUUCGCUAUGGCUUGUACCUACUCUUGUAACUACGGAAAUCAUCGGUCUAGAAACAAAAUCAUUUCGUGGCGGAGAUCGAUUAGGGCCAUCUUCCCUUCCUCUUCGAUUGUUUGCCAUGCGAUUCUGUCCAUGGUGUGAGCGAGUAUUGCUUAGUCUUGCUAGGAAAAACAUGAGUGCCGAGGUUAUCAACGUGAAUCUUUCCGAUAAGCCAGAAUUUUUGAUGCAAAGGAAUCCUGAAGGAAAAGUGCCUGUUUUAGAGGAUCGAGGAAAGAUCAUCCUCGACUCGGCACUUAUCUCUGAAUAUCUCGACUGGAUCAAUCCUCAGUCAUCUAUCCUUCCAAUGGAUCCCUAUCUGAGAGCAAAGCAAAGAAUGAUUUCAAAUCUCCUGGAGGAAAAGGUACCAGCUGCAGUUCAUGCAAUUGUGGAAGGACAACGAAACCCAUCGGAAAGGGAAUCCGCUAAAGUCGCUGUGCGUGAAGCUCUUGAAAUAGCAGAACGACUACUCAAAUCUGCUUACUUUGGUGGUUCGUCGAUUUUCAAUUUUCCACUCGAAGCGUUCAUCUAA